Messenger RNA from Ochotona curzoniae (black-lipped pika), 4104 nucleotides. It is a transcript of the gene NCKAP5L, whose product is annotated as NCK associated protein 5 like. The coding region runs from base 97 to 4041 and encodes 1314 amino acids. The record is from RefSeq and is a predicted model, not a curated record. Lineage: Eukaryota; Metazoa; Chordata; Mammalia; Lagomorpha; Ochotonidae. The transcript is spliced from 11 exons. Gene Ontology annotation, biological process: microtubule bundle formation; microtubule depolymerization. Gene Ontology annotation, cellular component: microtubule plus-end.
GAGAGAUCUAGACUUUUCAUCUUUAUCCUCCUCUCGUGCCUCAGAGUAGCCUUCCGGGGUUCUCUUGCUUUUUCCCAGGGCUCUUCGUUGGAGGCCAUGGACCAGCCGGCUGGAGGUCCUGGAAACCCAAGGCCGGAAGAGGGUGCUGAUGGCAGUGUGGAGCUGGGCACCUGCCAGGAGCUUCUGCAGCGCCUGCAGGAGCUGGAGGCAGAGAACUCGGCGCUGGCCCAGGCCAAUGAGAACCAGCGGGAGACAUAUGAGCGCUGCCUGGAUGAGGUUGCAAAUCACGUGGUGCAGGCCCUACUGAAUCAGAAGGACCUGCGGGAGGAGUGCAUCAAGCUGAAGAAGAGGGUGUUUGACCUGGAGCGGCAGAACCAGCUGCUGAGCGGCCUGCUGCAGCAAAGACUCCAGCUGCCCACAGGCUCCCUCCCGCAGAUACCCCUGACCCUGCUGCAGCCGCCGUCCGAACCCCCAGCCUCCCCAGCCCUGAGCUCCGCCGAGGGACCAGCCGCCUCGCUGCCACUGGGACAUUGCACUGGACAGAGAGAGGUGUGCUGGGAGCAGCAGCUGCGGCCUGGCGGCCCAGGGCCCCCCGCCACCCCACCGUCGGCACUGGAUGCCCUGUGCCCGUUCCUGAGGAAGAAAGCCCAGAUUUUGGAGGUGCUGAGAGCCCUGGAAGAGACGGACCCCUUGCUCCUCCGCUCACCUGCCAGUUCCUGGAGGCCUGCAGGCCAGGGCCCUGGCUCCCCCGAGCCCAUCAAUGGCGAGCUGUGCGGCCCACCACAGCCCGAGCCCUCUCCCUGGCCUCCCUAUGUGCUGCUGGGCCCCGGGGGCCUGGGAGGCCUGCUACCCUGGGAGCGCCUCCUGGGGGGCCCAGGGGAGGGAGAGGGCAUAGGGCAGCCCUGGGGCCCCAGCAGGAGUGCCCCCCAAGCCCAGGGCCCUGGCGCCGGCCUGCACUGUGCCCCGGGCAGCAGCUCUUCAUCCUCAUCCGACGAGGCCGGGGAGCCCAACGAGGCGCCUAGCCCAGACACCCUGCUUGGAGCUCUGGCUCGCAAGCAGCUGAACCUGGGCCGGCUGCUGGAGGACACGGAGUCUUAUCUGCAGGCUUUCUUGGCAGGGGCCACGGGCCCACUCAGUGGGGACCACCCCGCUGCCACCGGCGGGCAACAGCCAGCCUCCCCGGACCGGGGACCCUCCCAGCCACCCAGGUCCAAAGGCCUCCCCAAGUCAGCCUGGGGCGGGGUGACCCCUGAGGCCCCCAAGCCGGGUUUUGGUGCUACCUCAGAGAGCCAGGGUUCCCUCCCCUUCUUCAGCAUGUUUGUGGGCGCAGGGGAUGUCCCCCUGGGCUCACAGCCCGGCCACCCCCACUCAUCUCAGGUCAAAAGCAAGCUCCAAAUUGGGCCUCCUUCUCCUGGGGAGACCCAGGCACCCCUUCUUCCCUCUCCGGCCAGAGGCCUCAAGUUCCUAAAGCUGCCCCCGGCCCCAGAGAAGGCACCCAGCCCAGGGGGGCCCCAGCUGAGUCCCCAGCUGCCCCGGAACUCACGCAUCCCCUGCCGUAACAGCGGUUCGGACGGCAGCCCCUCGCCACUGCUGGCUCGCAGGGGCCUGGGGGCAGGAGAGCUGUCCCCAGAGGGAGCACAGGGCCUGCGGACCAACCCCUCAGCCUGCCCCACAGCCCCAGACCCCGCACCGCCCCGACCCCCUCAGCCGGCCGGGCCAGCUGUAUCCCCCUGCUAUGACAACGUCCUGGACCUCUCGCGGAGCACCUUCAGGGGGCCAUCCCCAGAGCUGCCCCCGUCCCCCCUGCAGGUCACUCUGGAGCUGCCCACCUACUCACAGCUCACUCUGGAGGUGCCACAGGCUUCUGAGGGUCUCCGGAGCCCUGGGGUGCCCUCCAGCCCCGGCCUCCCAGAGCCCUGCCCCUACGGGAGCCCCCAGGAGAAAAGUUUGGACAAGGCUGGCUUGGAGUCCCCUCACCCUGGCCGCAGGACCCCAGGUGGCUCGGCCAGGAAGCCUGGUCAGGGUUCAGGACGCCGACCUGGAGAUGCCGGAUAUCCGCCUCUGCGGGACAGACUGGCGGCCCUGGGGAAGCUGAAGACAGGGACCGAAGUGCCCCUGGGCCCCGAGAAGAACGGGGCAAUUCGGCCUGGCGCCGAGAAGGCCCGGGGACCAGGGCGGACAGGGGAGACUGCGGGAGACACGGUGCCCUCCCGGCCUUCUGAACAGCCAGAAGCUAAGGUGGCUGCACGAGGGGCAGUGGCCUUGGGCACGAAUAGCCUGAAACAGCCGGAGGCUGAUCCUGGAGCCCGUGUCUACUGCUCAUAUUCCAUGGGCGCCCGGGUGGACUUGGAGCCUGUCUCACCCAGGAGCUGCCUCACCAAAGUGGAGCUGGCCAAGAACCGGCUGGCAGGGGCCCUGUGCCCCCAGGCACCCCGCCCCCCUGCCAAAGUGCCCGCCUCGGUGCCCAGCCUAGGCAAGCCCAGCAAGAGCCCGCACAGCAGCCCCACAAAGCUGCCCUCCAAGUCCCCCACCAAGGUGCUGCCACGGCCCGGGACUUCCCCAGUCAGCAAGGAGCCCCCCAAGCCCGACAAGGGGAAGGCUGUGCCGUGGGCAGAUGGGGGAGGCACAGCCCCAGCGCCUGGCCCUGCCACGGAUCCAAGCCAGGGCCCUGAGGGGUCGGUGCCCCACUCGGCCAUCGAGGAGAAGGUGAUGAAGGGCAUUGAGGAGAACGUGCUGCGUCUGCAGGGCCAGGAGCGCGCCCCGGCCCCCGAGGCCAAGCACCGCAACGCCAGCAGCAUCGCCAGCUGGUUCGGCCUCAAGAAGAGCAAGCUGCCGGCCCUGAACCGCCGUGCGGAAGGCGCCAAGGGCAAGGACGGAGCCAGCGGGAGCUCCCCGGUGCGCAAGGAGGUCAAGGUAGAAACACGCAAGCUCGAGGCCGAGAGCCUCAACAUCUCCAAGCUGAUGGCGAAGGCGGAGGACCUGCGCCGGGCACUGGAGGAGGAGAGGGCCUACCUCAGCAGCAGGGCCCGCCCGCGGCCUGGGGGGCCUGGGCCAGGCCUGGGGCAGGUGCAGGGCCAUCUGGCUGGCAUGUACCAGGGCGCAGACACCUUCAUGCAGCAGCUGCUCAACAGGGUGGAUGGCAAGGAGCUGCCACCUAAAGCCUGGCGGGAGCCUACACCCGAGUACCAAGAUUUCCAGCCAAUGUCUUCCAACCCCAAGAGCCCUUGGCCAGCCUGCGGGCCCCGAAACGGCCUGGUGGGCCCUCUUCAGGGCUGUGGGAAGCCUCCUGGGAAGCCCAACAGUGAGCCAGUGCGGCGGGAAGAGAUGCCCUCUGAAGACAGCCUGGCCGAGCCGGUGCCCACCUCACACUUCACAGUCUGCAGCUCCUUGACCCGAACUUUGGACAGUGGCAUCGGGACCUUCCCACCCCCGGACCACGGCAGCUGUGGGACACCCAGCAAGAACCUCCCCAAAACCAAGCCGCUUCGGCUGGAGCCUCCUGCUGGGGUGUCCCCAGCCCGGCCCCCACCCCUCACCAAAGUCCCCCGGCGCGCCCACACGCUAGAGCGGGAGGUGCCAGGCAUAGAGGAGCUCCUGGUGAGCGGGCGGCACCCCAGCCUGCCAGCCUUCCCUGCACUGCUGCCUGCCACCCCAAGCCACCGUGGCCAUCAGACGUGUCCAGAUGACACCUGCGAAGACCCAGGCCCUCCCCCUCCCAUGCAACUGGCCAAGAACUGGACCUUCCCCAACACACGGGCAGCCAGCAGCUCCUCGGACCCCUUCCUGUGCCCACCCCGACAGCUAGAGGGGCUGCCCAGGACCCCCCUGGCCCUGCCCGUGGAGCGGAAGCGGAGCCUGGAGCCCAGCCGCUCAUCCCCUCCACCACAAGGCCCGGCCUUUGGGGGCAGCCGCACCCCCAGCACAUCGGACAUGGGCGAGGAAGGCAGAGCGGCCAGCGGGGGCCCCACGGGCCUGGAGACCUCGGAGUCCCUCAGCGACUCUCUGUAUGACUCACUGUCCUCCUGUGGGAGUCAGGGCUGAGAGCCGCCCCGGCACUGUCCAUGCUGCCCUCUCAAAAGAGGCAAGGUGACGGGGUCUCCCCGG